AUGCUCAGCCGUAACUCAACAGUCGUCGCUGCCGUGCUAGUCAUCGCCGCCGCGUUCGGUGGUAGCACUGCUGCUCCCGCUACCCCAGACAGCGCUUACUACAAGGACAUUUUCGCACGCGGGCAUGGUGCUCACUCCUACACUGGUCCUUACACCACCGGUGGUCAAGCUUGGGCCAACGGCUUUGCAAAGGCCAAGAGCCUUCUUGACCAGAUGACGGUCGAGGAAAAGGUCAAUAUCACUACGGGCUACACUGGAGAAUGUGUCGGCUUCACCGGUACUGCUCCUCGAGUCGGUCUCGAGGCGCUGUGUCUACAGGACGGUCCUGCCGGUGUUCGACCUGCGCGAAGAGUGUCCCAGUUCCCGGCUGGUGUCACCACCGCUGCUACCUGGGAUCGAGACCUAAUUGCGCAGCGUGCUGAGGCCAUUGCUGAGGAAUUCCGUGAUAAGGGUGUCAACAUCUGGCUUGGCCCUGUUACUGGUGGACCUCUUGGUCGUGCUCCUCGAGGAGGUCGCAACUGGGAAGGAUACUCCCCUGACGAGUAUUUGACUGGUGUCGCCUCCUACCUCACCGUCAAGCAUGCUCAAGAGAAGGGAGUAGUUACCUGCGCGAAACACUACAUUGCUUACGAGCAGGAGACCUUCCGUAAUCCGUACAACCUUACCGAGCCGUACGCCAUUUACCCUCCCUUGCAACAGGACCCCAUCGACUCGAUCAUCGAUGACCGUACUAGCCACGAGCUUUAUCUCUGGAGCUUCGCUGAGGCUGUUCGUGCCGGAACUGGUACGAUCAUGUGUUCUUACAAUGAAGUCAAUGGAACGCAUGCUUGCCAGGAUGACUUCUCUCUUAACUCCUUGCUGAAGGAGGAGCUCAACUUCCAGGGAGCAGUGAUCUCAGACUGGGGAGGAACAUGGACAAACGAGGAGUCUGCUCUAAGUGGAAUGGAUUCGAGCAUGCCCGGCAGCGCCUACAACGGCAGAUUCGGUAACUUCUUCGGCGAUUCCUUGCUGAAGCUCGUUCAGAACGGAUCUGUGCCUGAGCAGAGAUUGGAUGAUAUGGUGUUGAGGAUCUUGGCUCCCGCGUUCGAGCUGCAGGAUGACAGUUAUCCCAAGCCUUCUUUCGACGUCCGGGACAUGAACAAGCCAACCAACAACGUCAGAGGUGAUCACCACAAGAUCAUACACCAGAUCGGUGCUGAAUCUAUCACUCUUGUCAAGAACAACAACAAGGAUGGCCGUGGUCUCCCUCUCAAGUCACUCGAGGAGUUGCAAACGAUCGGUGUCAUCGGCCAGGAUGCAGGAGACAACCUGCAAGGAGCCACCAGCUGUGGUCAGGACGGCAAGUGCAACAUCAAUGCUUUCAACGGUACCAUUACUAUCGGAGGUGGAUCAGGCUGGGCUUUCCCUCCUUACGUCAUCACUCCUGCUGCUGCUAUUCAGGAGUACACACGUGCGGCAGGGCCUGAUGUCAACCUCCACCUCGACAACUGGGAUCUGCAAGGAGCCAAAGCUAGGGCUAACUCCAGCGAGGUAGCUCUCGUCUUUGCCAAUGCUUUUGCUGCCGAGGGCAACGACCGUCAGAACCUCACUUUGUGGGGUAAUGCAGACAGCUUGAUCAAGACAGUUGCUAGCAAUAACGACAACACCAUCGUCAUCCUCCAUACUCCUGGUCAAGUGGAUGUCGAGGAGUGGAUCAACCACCCUAACGUUACUGCUGUCGUCCUUGCAUACUUGCCUGGUCAGGAGGGCGGUGCUUCGCUUCCCCCCAUGCUUUGGGGUGAGACCAACCCCAGCGGCAAGCUCCCCUUCACUAUUGGCAAGAAGGACAGCGACUAUCCACCCAACACCAUCGUCGAUACUUCUGUCAAAAACCCUGUUGCCGACUUCACUGAGAAGCUUCUCAUCGACUACAAGUGGUUCGACUACCACAACAUCACCCCGCGCUUCCCCUUCGGUCACGGUCUUUCCUACACCAACUUCACAUACUCAAAAAGUUUCACUGUCAGUGAGACCCGAAAGAAGGACGAGACUUCCAUACAGCCCACUAACGAAAAGCUUCUCAACAGCGACGCCGGACUGUACGACACCAUCCUCACUCUCGAAACCGAGAUCACAAACUCGGGCAACAGAAGUGGAUCAGAGGUCGUACAGCUCUAUGUUGGAUUCCCCGCUUCGGCAGACUCAAAAGACAACCCUCAGCCGAUCAAGACUUUGCGAGGAUUCGAGAAGGUCAAGGAUCUGCAACCUGGUGAGACCAGGAAGGUUUCUUUCGAGUUGAGGGCAAAGGACGUUGCUGUUUGGUCGACCCUUGGACAAGGUUGGAAGAUCCCACAGGGUGGCGAGUUGACGUUCAGCGUUGGCGCUAGCAGCAGGAAGAUUCAUUCUAAGGCUACUUGGGUCUACCAAGGUUAA
Molecule: messenger RNA, 2412 nt
Organism: Ustilago hordei
Lineage: Eukaryota; Fungi; Basidiomycota; Ustilaginomycetes; Ustilaginales; Ustilaginaceae
Product: putative beta-glucosidase
Exons: 1
Coding region: 1-2412 (803 amino acids)
Biological process (GO): glucan catabolic process
Molecular function (GO): beta-glucosidase activity
Source: RefSeq, a predicted model, not a curated record